Anthostomella pinea is the source of this 1791-nucleotide messenger RNA. Lineage: Eukaryota; Fungi; Ascomycota; Sordariomycetes; Xylariales; Xylariaceae. The record is from the annotation of a GenBank genome assembly.
AUGGCCUCACCACAGCUUGCGAUAGCCAAGGUCUCCUUCUCGGCUGUCCUCCUCCGACCAGAUCCGACAUCAUGCACUCGCAGCGACAUCGACGAUUUCGUUCGCCAGCUCGACGCGACAAUCUCGCGAUGCUCCCCGCCCAAUGUUCAGAAAUGCAAGCAGUGGAUGUUGAGCAACCUGGCGCACUCCCCUGCCAGAGUCGCGGCCAUGGGGAAAUACCUGGUCGCACUGGCCAAUUCCUUCGUUGCGGACGUCACCUCUACUAGACAAUCUCGCGAGCCUUCGUCGAAGCGGAAACGAUUACACAUACUGUACAUAUUGAAUGAUGUAUUAUACCAUGCCCACGUCCGCGAUCGAGACCCUGGUUUCACGGUCAAGCUCGAGCCUGCCGUUGCAGACCUGGUACAGAGCGCAGCUGCCUUUUCGAACUGCCCAAGGCAUACGAAGAAAGUCCUGGACCUCCUUGACAUAUGGAAUGAGAACCGGCACUUCUCCCAAGACUUCAUCAGCAAAUUGCGUACGAUCGCCCAGGAGGCACCGCUGAGCCGCGAUGCGAUUUCCAAGGCCACCGGGCCCGCCAACGGCACGACGAGCACGAAAUACUCUAGGGGCACUCCUUUCAUCAUGCCGACAAUGCACGGUGAUGCCACCGCACCAUGGUACGAUCUUCCAGCGGCGAAUUGGUUGCCAGUCAUAGAGCCCAACUCUAUCCGCCCGAUGAACCCGGAUAUGAUCAGGCCUCUCCAGUUUGCGGCAGGUCCUGCAGAUAAGCAGCUCAUCAAAGCAGUGCAAAACCUGUUGGCCGAUGUGGACCGAAUCUACACGAAGGAGCAGAGCAUUGGCAACGAUCCCGCAGAGGAUGUUGAUCAGCUUGGACAGAGGAUCGUUCUAGACGAGAUUACUGGUGAUAUCGUCAGUGGUGAGACAUAUUACGGCUGGUCCCGAGCUUUCUGCGAGAGGAUGAAGCAACGCCGGAAGAAGAAGGAUGGGCCGGACAACGAGCGACGCGGGCGUAGCACGUCACGAUCAAUCUCACGAUCACGAUCGCGAUCUCGAAGUUCGACUCCGGGCUCAUCUCGCCCAGCGUUUAAGCGACGACGAAUGUCCACCUCUAGGACUCCGAGCAGAAGUAGGAGUAGGAGCAAUGGUAGAGACCGGCAGAGACGGAGAUCCUACAGCAGCUCGCGGUCACGAUCUCCCAUAAGAGCACCCCACCUGGACCGGGAACGAUCGAAAUCACGAGAAUAUAGUCCACCGCCACAGCCCGGGACGUACGUCGCCCGGUACAACAACGCCAUCAACAGGCCGCCACCACCGAACUAUCCCAACCCAGGUCCGCCGAUGCCCCAAUACCAACAGUCCAACUUCGUACCGCAAGCUUUCAACCAACCGCUAGCCUUUGCUCAAUUCGCCGUACCUCCUCCGCCUCCACCACACUACCAGGGACAAUGGCCUCCGCCGCCACCCCCGCCGCCCUCUGCUGGUGGUGCCCCUCCAACGUGGUUGCCGGGCCUCGCUGCCAUAGGAGGUGGCAAGGUGGUGAUGGCUUUCAAUAUGGAAGGGGUGGGCGAGGUUACUUCCGAGGUCAAGGGCAUCGCGGAGGGUGGAAUAGGGGACGAGGUGGCUGUCGCCGCCUUCAGCGUGGUUUUCCCCAUCCGAACCAGUUUCGUCGUCCGAAACGGGCUCGGCAUCAGUAUUGGGCUUUCCCAGUGGAUAGAUUUCUUUGCGAGAUGCCUCAUGUCGCAGGAACCAGCGUUCUGCCGAGGACUUCGCACCCUGCUUCGCCACUGA